UUAAACGCCUGCACGAGGGUGUAUGUGUGCAUUGUUUUGUAUUUGUGCGCAUGUAGCAGCUCUCAUUUCCUAUCGGGUGUUCAAUUACCCAAUGGAAGCUUUGAAAGAAACUCUCUUGAGUCGGAGUGCAGCUGAGGUAACAGGGUAGAAGAAGAGGAAGAAGUGGAGGGCACUCCUGCGGAGUCGGGAGGUUACGGGGAGGACUGAAGCUGCCUGAAUGCCAGGCAGCAGGACCGAGGUCCACGCAGGACACCUUUCUGUAUUCCUGACACUCAAGGAGACGGACAGCGAUGGAGGUUCCUCUGGUUAACUUCGAAAACAUGGAUGAUGUGGGCAUCAACUUGGGCGACCCCAGCGACUCCGGCUACCCGACGUCACCCACAUCGGAGAUCCCGGAUCUUGAGCAAACGCCCCGCCGCCUGGCAUCCCCGCGUCCAUCCCCACGUCCAUCCCCUUGCUGGGGGCGGCGUGAGGGUGCGUCUUCUUCCACGCCAUCCAAAGCCACUUCCAGUAGCUGCAGCCUGAUCUCUAAUCUAAAGCUCCUGGUGAGUGGCGAGUCAUGUUCCGACGGCGUCUUCAGCAGGAUGCCGAGAGACUGCUAUGACAACGAGGACUUGUUUGAGAAGACCGGCGCAGAGGAACGAGACCAGAAAGUGAUUAUCAACGUUUCGGGCCUGAUGUUCGAGACCCAGCUGAGCACACUCAACCGCUUUCCCGAGACUUUACUGGGUGACCCCGCCAAACGAAUGCGCCACUUCGACCCUAUGAAAAACGAGUAUUUCUUUGACCGUAACCGGCCUUCCUUCGACGGUGUCCUGUACUUCUACCAGUCUGGUGGGAGGGUCCGCAGGCCAGCCAACGUCCCGUUAGAUGUCUUCGCCAGUGAGAUCGUUUUCUAUCAACUGGGCCACGAGGCCAUGGAGCAGUUUCGCGAAGACGAAGGGUUCAUCAAAGAGCCUGAGGUCCUAUUGCCCACCAACGAGCUCCAAAGACAGUUCUGGCUCCUGUUUGAAUACCCUGAGAGCUCCAGUGCCGCCAAAACUGUUGCUCUCGUCUCAGUUUUCGUCAUUGUCAUCUCCAUUUUUAUCUUUUGUCUGGAGACUUUACCAGAGUUUAGGGAAGAUGGCGAUUUCACUCCCGGUGUGGAUCAUGUUCUUAAUGGGACUAGAGACGGUUCAAGUCCUCACCCUACCACCAAAGCCAUCGUAGCCUACCUCACAGACCCUUUCUUUAUUAUAGAGACCAUUUGCAUUAUCUGGUUCUGCUUCGAGGCCGGUGUCCGGUUUGCCGUAUGUCCCAGUAAGAGUGAUUUCUUCAACAACAUCAUGAACAUCAUCGACAUUGUGUCCAUUAUUCCUUACUUCGUCACGCUGGGCACAGAGCUCGCGACCACCCCCGGCGAUGACACCAAUUCUAGCCAGAACAUGUCACUCGCCAUCCUGAGGAUAAUCCGCCUUGUGAGAGUAUUCCGCAUCUUCAAGCUAUCCCGCCACUCCAAGGGACUCCAGAUCCUGGGGCAGACCCUCAAGGCAAGCAUGCGAGAGCUGGGCUUGCUUAUCUUCUUCCUGUUCAUCGGCGUCAUCCUCUUCUCCAGCGCCAUCUUCUUCGCCGAAGUCGACGAGCCACAGACACAGUUUGUCAGCAUCCCGGAUGGAUUCUGGUGGGCAGUGGUUACCAUGACCACGGUGGGCUACGGAGACAUGUGCCCCAUCACCAUGGGCGGUAAGAUGGUGGGUACCCUGUGUGCCAUCGCAGGGGUGCUGACCAUCGCUCUGCCUGUGCCUGUCAUCGUGUCCAACUUCAACUAUUUCUACCACCGUGAGACGGAACAGGACGAGAAGCAGAUGAUCGAUGCCGCCACCGAAGCGCAGAAGAGCUCGGUGGCCGACAAAUACGACAGCGCAACGUCGCUCGACAAGAGCACCUGGAACGUCGAGAAAAAUGGCUUCCACUCCUAGAAUAACAAUUUCUUCAGCCAUUUUUGCAGCAUGAUGACUGUAUUUAGCUUUUACUCAAGUUGUCUUCUUUUGGACAAAGUGAAAUAAACACUACCCAGCACAAGAGGAACCCUUUUAACAAGUGCAAUUUCCUGCCAUCCAUCUUAAAUAGCACUGGGCUAUUUGUUUGGGUUUGGGUAAAGUACUGGCAAUUGAGCUCUCCCCCACCCCCUCUUCACACCAAAAAACAACCCCCCCACCCAAAAAAAGAAAAACAUGUUAAUCCAGAAUUGGUGAACAAUUUAGGCACCAACAUUUUUUAAAGAAAAACAUGUAAUAAUAUACGGUAAUCAGAUAAUUUCAUUCAUCCAGUACCCUGACAAUAAGUGAAAUCUGCAUGAUAGAAAUGCCCUCUUAAGCUACUUUCUAAGCAUGUUUGUACAGCGCAAUUUUUGAACGUCUUUAAACAGAUGUUUAAAGUUCUACAAAAACAUUUGAACAC
Hippocampus comes (tiger tail seahorse) is the source of this 2439-nucleotide messenger RNA. Its product is annotated as potassium voltage-gated channel subfamily A member 10. Gene Ontology annotation, molecular function: delayed rectifier potassium channel activity; protein binding. The record is from RefSeq and is a predicted model, not a curated record. Bases 291 to 1958 code for a protein of 555 amino acids. Gene Ontology annotation, cellular component: membrane; voltage-gated potassium channel complex. NCBI's taxonomy places the organism in Eukaryota, Metazoa, Chordata, Actinopteri, Syngnathiformes, Syngnathidae. Gene Ontology annotation, biological process: potassium ion transmembrane transport; protein homooligomerization; action potential. The transcript has 3 exons.